Molecule: messenger RNA, 657 nt
Organism: Macrosiphum euphorbiae (potato aphid)
Lineage: Eukaryota; Metazoa; Arthropoda; Insecta; Hemiptera; Aphididae
Source: the annotation of a GenBank genome assembly
AUGGGCAUAUUUGGUAAAUCGGCCACCGUCGAUCCUAAGGAUCAAGUCAAACAGUGGACGUCGACCAUACGCAAAGAGACGUAUAAGCUGGACCGACAGAUAAGAGGCAUACAGCGAGAAGAAGAAAAAGUUAAACGUUCGAUGAAAGAAGCAGCCAAGAAGGGAAACAAAGAUGUGUGUAUCAUUCUGGCCAAAGAAAUACUGAGGUCACGCAAAACCAUCAAUAAAUUGAUUACUUCCAAGACACAUAUGAGUUCUAUACAAAUGCAAAUGAAAAACCAGCUGUCUGUGCUAAGAAUGGCUGGUUCACUGCAAAAGUCUACAGAAGUAAUGCAAACAAUGCACAAUUUGAUUAAAGUACCUGAAGUUGCAGCUACUAUGAGAGAUUUGUCCAAGGAAAUGAUGAAGGCUGGAAUCAUUGAAGAAAUGUUAGAUGAUACAAUGGAGAAUGUAAUGGAUGAUCCCGAAGAUAUGGAAGAAGAAGCGCAAUCAGAAAUCGAUAAAGUAUUAUGGGAAAUCACAGCUGGAGCAUUAGGUCAAGCGCCUAUGGCAGUCACUGAAACACCAGGUGGUUCAGUACUUCAAGAAACUGAGGCAGUUGAAGAGGACGAUGACCUAGAAGAAAUGAAAAAUCGCUUGCAGGCAUUAAAAAGCUAA